AUGCCUUAUUCUUUUCAUAGUCACUCGGGUCAGUUUUGUAAACAUGGUUAUGGUCUUUUAGAAGACGUUGUCAAGGAAGCUAUCCGCAAAGGAUUUCACACUUAUGGUUUAAGCGAACAUAUGCCUCGAUAUGUCGAUACAGAACUCUAUCCUGAAGAAAUCGAUGCACAAUGUACACCUAAAUCAUUGGAGACAACCUAUCAUGAUUUUCAAGUAGAAGCAAAACGUAUUCGAGAUGUAUACAAGGACAAGAUAAACCUCUUGAUUGGAGCAGAGAUCGAGUUUAUCACGCCCAAUUAUGCAGACCAUGUUGAGAAGCUAAGACAAGCACAUCAUAUCGAGUAUGUGAUUGGUUCUCUUCACCAUGUUAAUUCGAUACCUAUUGAUUUUUCGCUUGAUUUUUUCAAUCAAGCAUUGACACAGAUAGGCGGUCAAUUAACACAGCUGUAUAUUCGCUACUUUGAUGAACAAUAUGCCAUGCUUCAGUCUGUCAAGCCAGAAAUUGUGGGUCAUUUUGAUCUCAUUCGACUCUUUGCUAAUCAAACUGUAGCAGACGCAACACUAUUAGACCCUGAAGUUUGGAAAUGCUUGACACGCAAUUUGGAUUAUGUUAUUGCAUAUGGUGGAUUGUUUGAAAUCAAUUCAAGAUCCUGGAAGAAGGGUUUACGUGAUGCUUACCCACAAAAAGACAUUAUACAAGCCAUUCAACAAAAGGGUGGUAAAUUCACACUUUCUGAUGAUUGCCAUGGACCUAACGAUGUUGGUCUGUAUUAUGAAAAGCUACCAGUUUAUUUGAAAGAAACAGGCAUUGAUACACUAUACUAUUUGGCAAACCAAAAUGGAAAGGUUGUUGUAAAGGAGCACAAGGAUGUAUUAGACGACGCAUUUUGGAGCAAAAUAAAAGACUGGUAA
Messenger RNA from Gilbertella persicaria, 912 nucleotides. Its product is annotated as polymerase/histidinol phosphatase-like protein. Gene Ontology annotation, molecular function: histidinol-phosphatase activity. The record is from RefSeq and is a predicted model, not a curated record. Gene Ontology annotation, biological process: L-histidine biosynthetic process. Lineage: Eukaryota; Fungi; Mucoromycota; Mucoromycetes; Mucorales; Choanephoraceae. Bases 1 to 912 code for a protein of 303 amino acids. Gene Ontology annotation, cellular component: cytoplasm. The transcript has 2 exons.